UCCCAACUAAUUAACUGGCCGAUGCGGUCGCACGCGGUUCCCGCGAAAAACAACGUGUUCACACAACAUUUUUCGAUUACGCGUAUAUCGUUGAAGCUUUUCGUUUUGACGACGCAUUGCAAUAACAAUUAUCGUAAAAACUUUUUUUUUUAAUAAACAUUAUUAAUUUUUUUCGUUUGCAUACAAUCGCCUAUAAUGGCCGAGACCAUGGUGGAAAACGAUGCCUACUCUCGGGAGUUGUGGUUAAACGCUGCGGCUACAACGUUGGGUUUGACCUAUUCGGUGUACAGACAGUUGAGAGCUGCGCAAAUGCUGCCUCCUGGACCGUGGGGUGUACCGUUUCUCGGAUACGCGCCUUUUUUGCCCACCCACAGUACGUACUUGAAAUACAACGAGCUGGCUCGACGUUACGGACCCAUAUGCUCGUUCACUUUACGGGGUAAUACAGUGGUGUUGUUAAGUGACCAUAGGCUCAUCAAAACUGCCUUUGACAUGAAGCAGAUCACCGGUCGCCCAAGCGAUGGUUACAUGGAUAUAAUUGGUGGAUAUGGAGCUGUCAAUAGUACGGGAAAGCUGUGGGAAUCUCAGAGGAAAUUUUUGCACUUGGUGCUCAGACACAUGGGUAUGACAUUUACUGGUCACAACCGACUGAACAUGGAAAACAGGAUAAUGAUUGAAGUUUCAUCAUUGAUAGAUACGUUCCAUAAAACAUGUGGCAAUCCGAUUGAUUUAAAUGCGGGUUCUUUGUGCUUGGCCAUCACAAAUGUUAUUAGUUCAGUAACGAUGGGAGUACGCUUUGAAUCGGACGAUCCAAGAUUCGCUCGAUACAUGCAAAUGGUAGAUGAAGGCUUUAAAUUGUUCGGCAUGUUGAGACCGGUCAGUAUGUUUUCACCUAGAAGAUGCAUUGAAGACGAGCGUAAGAUCCAAGAAAAACUCAGUCAAAACAGACGUGAAAUGGCCGACUACUUUCAGACUAUCAUUGAUGAACACCGAAGCACGUUCGACUCAGACUCAAUAAGAGACUUAGUAGAUGCUUACCUAUUAGAAAUAAAAAAUGCAGAGGACACUGGUACAAUGGGUCAACUUUUCCAAGGUUUAGACCCGGACCGACAGAUUCAACAAAUUCUCGGCGACUUGUUUUCGUCUAGUAUGGAAACCAUUAAAAACACAAUGCUUUGGGCAAUGGUCUAUAUGCUAAAUUAUCCUAAAGUGAUGGCUAAGGUUCAAGACGAAAUCGACUCCGUAGUCGGACGUUACAAGUCACCGGUACUGGAUGAUUAUCCUCAACUACCUUACACUCAAGCAACGUUGUAUGAAGUACUCCGUAAAUCUAGUAUCACUCCUUUGGGAACCACACAUGCAACAACCAGUGAAGUUACUCUAAGUGGUUACCGUAUACCAGUUGGUGCUCAGAUCAUACCGUUGCAACAUUAUGUGCAUAACGAUCCCAACCUUUGGGAUGAGCCAGAGGCCUUUAAACCCGAACGUUUUAUAAAUGCAGAAGGCAAAGUAAAAAAACCAGACUGCUUCCUACCUUUCGGAGUUGGUAGGAGAAAAUGUUUGGGCGAAACGUUGGCUCAAAUGGAAUUAUACCUAUUCUUUUCCAACAUGUUACACGAAUUUGACGUGUGUCUACCGGAAGGUGAUGAUUUACCUAGUAUGGAUAGCCAAGCUGGUAUCACGCUUACUCCAUUAUCGUUCAAAGUGGUCAUGAAGAGGCGAACCAAGUAAUAAAAAUAUAUAAUAAAAUCUUGGCUCACUAUUGCGGCUAUUUGUUCAGUUCCUCUAAAUUUUUCGUCGAAUCAUAAUUAUUUGAUCGAAUAUUCCUGUUUUAAUUUCCACAGUACCAUUAUGUAAUGUUAUUUUAAUAUAUUAUAUUAUGUGUUAAUAUUUAUUUUUACCUAUUUUUAAGUACUAUUAUUUUAAGCCCUUAAAGUCUUGUAUAGUUGUUUUACUUAAGUGUAGAAUUAAAUUCAUUUAUUUAUUGUUGAAUGCUAAACAAAUUUUUUUUGCAACGUUCUACACCUACCUACUAUUUAUUUUUAUUUUUGUAUAAAAUAAUAUUUUUAUUUUAAAUAACGGUUGAUGUUAUUUUAUUUUAAAAAAUUAAACAACUUGACGAGCGUGUUAUUAUUUAUAUAUAGAUAAUGAUAUUUUAAAGUAUUUAAUGAAGUAUCUAUGCGAUUUCCUAUUGUUGUGUU
Molecule: messenger RNA, 2201 nt
Organism: Daktulosphaira vitifoliae (grape phylloxera)
Lineage: Eukaryota; Metazoa; Arthropoda; Insecta; Hemiptera; Phylloxeridae
Product: cytochrome P450 18a1-like
Exons: 5
Coding region: 196-1731 (511 amino acids)
Biological process (GO): xenobiotic metabolic process
Cellular component (GO): cytoplasm; intracellular membrane-bounded organelle
Molecular function (GO): iron ion binding; heme binding; oxidoreductase activity, acting on paired donors, with incorporation or reduction of molecular oxygen, reduced flavin or flavoprotein as one donor, and incorporation of one atom of oxygen
Source: RefSeq, a predicted model, not a curated record